Messenger RNA from Manis javanica (Malayan pangolin), 3337 nucleotides. RefSeq lists its product as uncharacterized. Lineage: Eukaryota; Metazoa; Chordata; Mammalia; Pholidota; Manidae. Gene Ontology annotation, molecular function: L-allo-threonine aldolase activity. The record is from RefSeq and is a predicted model, not a curated record. Gene Ontology annotation, cellular component: cytosol. Gene Ontology annotation, biological process: L-threonine catabolic process; glycine biosynthetic process.
GGUACCUCUUCUGGUGAGCUUCUCUCCACUGGGGCCCAUAUCCUCCCAUGGGGUGCAGACAUCGCAGCCUCACUCCAGGAAGGGAGCCACCGAGUAGGCCUGUCACUCACGUGGAGGCCUGUCCUCCCUGGGCGAGGGAAGGUCACUGUGAAGGGCCCAGUCCAGGCUGAGUCGGGGUGCACCCCACAGCAGCAGCACGAAGCCCUGGGGCCCUGGGCUGUGACCAAGAUCGAUGACAACUGCAACAGCCUAAGAGAGUGAACACUCACACCUCAUACUGCCUGCCAGGCACCAAGGUCAGCACUAAACGCAUUAAGCCAUCAAAUCCUCAAAAUAGCCCAUUUCACAGUUAGGGAGACUGAGGCAUACACAGAGGCUAAAUGGCUUGUGCAAAGCUGCCACUUGGUAAGUGGGGACCUGAGUCACUGCUACCCCACACUGUCCCUCAGGGGGAGCAGUGAAUCUCUGUGCUCUGCCAAGUCGGCCUCCCAUCAGGCCCUGCAAAAUCAGAGGCUCGGACCAAUUGCACCAUCUCAGUGUCCCUCUGCCUGUCACCCAGACAAUGCCUGACACACAGCAGGUGCUCAACAAAUCAGUACUGAACAAAGUAAAUGAUGGGAAGCUACUUUUUAGGGACGGCAUAACAGAGUGGUUCAGAGCUGGGCUCUGGAGACAGCUGGGCUCGACCACUUCCUCACCAAGUGACCUUAGGCAGUUUAUUCAUUUUGGUGCGCCUGUUUCCCCAUCUGCAAAACAGAGAUGAUAACAUACUUGUCUCCCAGAGCUGAUGUGCUAACAUUUGCAAAGUACCUGGGACAGUGUCCUGGGACAGCACACGGCAGAACCACAUGAGCGUGUGCUCUGUAAAGCCUACACGGCUGGGUUUCUUCAGUGGCGGAACCCUACCUCUCCCACUUUGGGGCCUGGCGGCGUGCUCGCCGCGACGAAGCCAGAACUACAACUCCCAGCAUGCCGAGGGGCCCUACGUUCGUUCCGCGUUGCGCCGGCCACGACGAAUCCCGAACUACAACUCCCAGCAUGCCGCGGGCCCCGGUCAGCCGUAGCCGAGGUCAGUGAAGUCCCGCCGCUCCCGGUAGCCCUCGCCGGAAGGGUCGGGGUGGGGGACAGGGCGCUGCCCCGCCAUGCUCCGAGGACUGGCCCGGGCCGCGGCCCAGCGACACGGGGCCCUCUGGAUGCGGGGAUCUGGGAGCCAGUCGGGGGUCCCCACGCACGUGGUGGACCUGCGCAGCGACACGAUGACCAAGCCCGGGCCGGCCAUGAGGCGCUCCAUGGCCGAGGCGGUCGUGGGGGACGACGACUACGGCGAGGACCCCACCGUCCGCGAGCUGCAGAAAAGGGCUGCCACGCUGCUGGGGGUGGAGCAGACUUUGUUUGUGCCCACCAACACCAUGGCCAACCUCAUCUCUGUGAUGUGUCACUGCCGGCGCCGGGGCUCCCAGCUCCUCCUUGGGCAGGAGAGCCACCUCCACAUCUACAAGCAGGGUGGGGUGGCUCAGAACGUGGGGGUGCACUCCCACCCCCUCCCAGACCUGCCCCACAGCACCCUGGACCUGGCUGAGCUGGAGAGGAUGGUCACACGGGGCCUUGGGAGCCCCUGCCACACAGUCUGUGAGCUCGUUUGUCUGGAGAACACCCACAGCAGUUCAGGGGGCCGGGUCCUACCCAUCAACUACCUACGCCAGGUGCACCUCCUGGCCCAGAGCCGUGGGGUCCGCGUCCACCUGGACGGACCCCAGCUGCUGAGCGCCUCGGUGGCUCUGCACGUGCCCCCUGCCUGCUUCGUGGAGCACUGCGACUCUGUGUCCUGUUUCUCCAAGGGCCUGGGUGCACCAGUGGGGACCCUGAUUGGGGGACCCAAGCACUUCAUUGAAGAAGCCUGGCAUCUCCGGAAAGCCCUGGGCAGGGGGAUGCACCAGGCAGGGGUGCUGGCUGCAGCUGCCUUGGUGGGACUGGCUGACGCUGAGCAGGCGCUGCAGAGGGACCACCAGAAGGCCCAGAGAUUCGCCAAGGGUGCCUCGCCCACAGCCGCCCGCCCUCAUCCUCUUUCUGUCUUGGGGGUCUCCGUAGCAGGGCCUGUAUCCCCAGGAAGUACACAUCCUUCCAACUCUAAAGCAGGAAGGCGAGCCGCUGAGCCUCCAGGGGUGGGGCCCAGGCAGUCAGGGUGCUCCGCUGGACCACACUCGGCGGUGACCCAGACUGGCGUGUGCACAGCGGGGUCAGUGAUUCUUACUCUCUGCAAGAUCUGGCGGAGUGGAGCCUCCAACCUGGCUCUUUACAUCCAUUACUGAAUCGCUGAAACAACCCUGUGCUGUCCCUCCUUUACCGAAGAGGAAACACGCCCAGAGAGAUUAACUGAUUUGUCCAAGGUCACACAGCUACAAAGUAGCAGAGCCAAGUCUGUGUGACUCCAAAGGCCAUGUCGGGAUUCAGGGUCCCUCUUUUCUCCCACUACAGCUGGGCUGCCCAGUGCCUUUCCUGGGAUGACAGGGCAGGAUGAUGGGGACAGGCAGGGUCCUGGGAUGGGGCUGUGCUCACGGCGGGACCUGGGCCCAGGGCUGCAGGAGCUGGUGUCCCCCAUCUGUUCCGUGGAACUCCCUGCCGUGGAGACGAACAUGGUGAUGGUGCAGGUGGAUGGGAUGCCACCUGAGGAGCUGUGCCAGCGCCUGCAGACCGUGAGCGCUGAGGAGGUGGCCCAGACCGGCCACGCCAUGUGUGUGCUGCUGCUCCCCUAGACAGAGCGGUCAGCGCACACUGUGUGGCACCGCAACAUCUCGGCACAGGACACCGAGCUGGCGCUGAGGAAGUGGGGCUUCAUGCUGACGCAGCUGGGGCCCUGAGGACAGGGUGACAGGACCUUGCGCCCUGGCUGGGAUCCAGGUGGGGAAUGGAGGUGUCCCAAGGGAGCACGUGGGAGGCGAGGCUAUAAAACGCCUUUAUCCCCUUGUCUCCUUGGACCCCUUUACUUCCCAAACUUAGGGUGAAACCUUCCACCUGUGCUUGUUCAGCAAGCCCUGGGUGCCUCCUGUGUCGGGGACAGGGUAUCCAAGCAUCCAGGGACAGGUGUGGUCCCCACCACAGCCCAGGAGGCUCCCAGCCCACAAAAGGGGAAAAUGAUCCAAGCCACUUGCUCAGAGCCACACCGCCAAUGAGAGCAUCCUGUGUUCAGGGCCGUGGGGGAGGAAGCAGGUGAGGACAUCAGAAAGGGACAUCCUCGUUGGAUGGUGACAAGUGUUGUGGCAUGAGAGGGUGGCACUUUAUUUUGCAGUCAUCUAAUAUAGAUUUUCCUCUUAAGAAAUAAAAUUUUAUUCUUACAAAA